Molecule: messenger RNA, 861 nt
Organism: Chrysochloris asiatica (Cape golden mole)
Lineage: Eukaryota; Metazoa; Chordata; Mammalia; Afrosoricida; Chrysochloridae
Gene: CUNH2orf72
Product: chromosome unknown open reading frame, human C2orf72
Exons: 3
Coding region: 1-861 (286 amino acids)
Source: RefSeq, a predicted model, not a curated record
AUGGAGCGCGAGCUGGAGACGCUGGCUGGCCGGCCCGCAAACUCAGCCGAGUCGCCUUUCCAGGCGCUGGUGGAGGCGGCGGGGGGCCGCGGGCAGGUGCUGCUGGUGGGCGAGCUAUGGGAGCGCGAGCCGAGUCGUGCGCAGCUGCAGGACUUCGCGCGCGCCCUGUUCCCGCCCGAGCCGGUGCGGGCCAAGACGGGCGGCGCGGCGGAUGCGGGGCCAGGUGCCGGGUGCCGAGCGCCAGGGACGCCGAGCACGCCCAGGCCGCUUACUCGCGCCAUCAGCUCGCCGCUCGUCUUCGUGCUGUGCCGCGCCGCGUCGCUGGCUGCCCGGGGCCGGAGGCGCCGCCUUCGUGAGAUGCUGCGGGACGUGCGCGGUCGGCGGCCGGUUGGCGCGGCGCUGGUCGCGGUACUGGUGACUGAGGCCGGGCCCGAGGACGCGGUGGCGCCCGCGUUGCAGUUGCUAGAGGCGCUGCUGCACGUCGUGUUUGGCAGCCAGGCUGGGGGGCCGGUGCAGGCGGUCACCUACAACCCCGGCCGCCCAGCCUCCAGCCUGGCUGUCCAGGCGGCCGCCUGUAGGGCCUUGCAAGCUGCCGGGCCCUGGAGACCAGGUGAGGGAGCCUGGGAGAGACCCGGCCUUCCAGGACUGCUGGCCUGCUUUUCUUGGGGUCCCUGGAGCCGGAGGAAAAGCGGGACGGAAGCCUCCUCCAGCGACCCAGCCCAGGAUCUCUUCCAGGAUCCUGAGGAAGAGCUGGUGCUGACGUCUCUAGUUCCUAACGGAGACUGUGAGGAUGCCGGGAGAAAGGCCAGGUACUGUGAUGGAGCCCACACUGCCAUGGAGCCCUCGGGAGACUCGAGAUGA